AUGUCGUCCCAGGAGCCAACAGUGCCGUCUGCUUUACCUAAGCAGCGGCAGCUGAAAGCUUGGAAAAACACACAUCGUGAGCCCGAUGAAUCCGAGCCCGACAACAAGCCCAAAGCACCGUUGACUACGACUCGUCCAGAGCCAAAAUUUGAUGAAGAGGAUGACAAGCCGGAACCCCCGAAGACUUCGACUCAACCUUUAGGAGGUACCGACACCGGUAGCAAUUCAAACGUCCCCGAUGAGGUUCUGAACAAACAAUUGACCGACGCCAAGAAUAAACUCGACAACGCUCAAGCCGAGGUUGACAGACUCAAGCAACAGCUCAAAGACGCCGAAAGUUCUAAGCAAGACCAGGAGCGCGAAUGUGAAGCUGCCAAAGCACAAUUGAGGCGCGAUCUGGAGGCUGCCAAGUCUGGAUCAGGCGCAGCAGAUGAUCUACAAAAAGCGCUAGCCCGGCUGCAGCAAGCAAAGGAACUUCAAGAGGGCGAGUGUGAAGCUACUAAAGCACAGCUGAGGCGCGAAUUGGAAGCUGCCAAAGCUGGUUCUAAUGCAGCAAGCGACCUGCAACAAGCACUCACUCGACUUCAACAGGCAAAAGAGCUCCAAGAGCGUGAAUGUGAAGCUGCCAAGGCACAAUUGAGACGCGAUCUCGAAAAUGCCAGAGCGGGCGCCUUGGCGCCUAACGACCUGCAGCAGAAGCUGGCACAGCUUCAACAGGCGAAAGACCUUCAAGAACGCGAUUGCGAGGCUGAGAAGGCAGCAUUGAAAGCGCAACUCUCAGAAGCGCAACGACGUGGGAAGGAUGCUACCGAUGGAAACCUGUCAAGCCUCCAACGUGAACGUGAUCGAGCUUUCGAACAAGUUGACUCAGCCCGCGCCGAAGUCGACGACUGGAAACGCAAGCUGGACGAAUGCAGACAGAACGGCGAAAAGCUGAGGACUGAUCUAGAUCUUCUCCGUCGACAGAGUGCACAACGAGAAAAGGAUGUCACUGACGCCAAGGCUCGGGUCAUUGAAGCCGAAGACGAAUUACGAAAAUGCCGCGAGCAUGGACUCCAGCUCAACAAACGUCUCACCGAUACGGAAAGACAGCGGGACGAGUGUCUACAAAGCAAGAAACCAACGAAUCCCCUGGAUACUAAUAUUCCUGAAGUACCCCACAAUGGAGGACAGUCAGGUCUUGGCAAAGGUCCUGACGGCGAACGCCCCGGUGGCCCAAUCCAGCCGCCUAAAGGCCCGCCAGGCUUCGGAAACUUUCCACCACCACCCCCUGGUUGGCCACUAGGCUCUGCAUGGCCACCUGGUUCAGGUGUCGGCGGCGGAACUCAACCGCCUCAGGGCCCGCCCGGCUUCGGUACUUUCCCACCACCUCCUCCCGGUUGGCCGAUAGGCUCUGCGUGGCCACCUGGCUCAGGCUCUAGCUUCCAACCCCCUUCUGCAGGCAGUGGUCUGCAGCCGGGUCAAAAGGGAGGCCCUGGAUCGGGCACAGGCGUGGGUGGAAUCACCUUCCCUGAUGGUACCUCAGGCUCCACAAAUGGAGGAAGCACGAGUUGGACACACUCGAGCCAAUGGUGGACGACAGAUGGGUCUGGGAAAUGGACUACUGCACCUGAAGGCAAGACACAGGGAUCCGAUGGCAAGCCGACAUAUGUUGCGCAAGGAUACUGGUUCCAAGAAUCCACAGGCCGAUGGAUCUUUGCCACUCAGGGUCAGAGAUUCCAGAACAGCCAGGGUACCAACGUACACUUUGUGCCAAACUACGCCUUCAAAGAUGCCAAAGGUGUCUGGGUGCAAGAGUCCAAUGGUUGGUGGUACCAGAACAGCUCGGGAAGCUGGACCAAGACUACCGAGAAUGAAGCCAAAGCAACGCAGACUGGACAGGCCGAUAGCAGACAGGAGUACACUGGUGCUUUCCAGGAUGACAAGGGAUCUUGGAUAUAUGUGACCCGUGGUCAACGAUACACGAACACCAACGGCAACCUGGUCCAGUUCGCUCAGGACUACUCUUAUCAGAACGCUCAAAACACAUGGGUCCAGGGCUCGAAUGGAUGGUGGAUCCAGAAUAGAUUCGGGUCAUGGACUCAGGUCACAAAGGAUGAGGCCGAAAACUCCCGGACUCAACUCGGCCAGGGAGGUUCCAACCAAGGCAACACUUGGCAACAAGGCACCUGGCAACACGGCACCACCCAAGGCAGCACAACGCAAGGAGGUAAUACCCAAGGCGGCACUUCGCAGGGUGGUACUACCCAAGGUGGUGUUGGGCUCGGACAAGGAGGCCUUGGACAAGGCGGCAUUGGGCAAGGUGACAUUGGGCAAGGUGGUGUUGGGCAAGGUAGUGUUGGGCAAGGAGGUUCCGGACAGGUCGGGCUCGGACAGGGCGGGUCCGGACGAUGGGAAUUCGGACAAGGCGGCACUACACAAGGUGGCCUCGGACACGGAGGCCUCGGACAAGGUGGUAAUGGGCAAGGUGGUGUUGGGCAAGGUAGUGUCGGGCAAGGAGGUUCCGGACAGGUCGGGCUCGGACAAGGUGGGCGUGGACGAUGGGAAUUUGGACAAGACGGCACCACUCAAGGCGGAACCGCACAAGGUGGAAUUGGACAAGGUGGUGUUGGACAAAGUGGUGUUGGACAGAGCUGGUCGUGGCAGAGCGGGCUCGGACAGGGCGGACUUGGCCAAGGCGGUCAAGCCAACGGCAGCACAUGUGAUGAGCUGCGCGCGCAGAUGCAGCAAUUGCGUGCGCAAUUCCUCAUUAUGGAUGAAGCGUUGCAAAAGGGCUGUGGUGGCAAGUCAAUGGGUCCGAUUCGACCACCAGGAAACUCUGAGCUGCUACAACAACAACCAGCCCUUGGCUUCUUACCGCCUGCAGCGGGUGUCGAUUCGGUGCAACCAUUGGCAGGCGCCCCUGGAGCCAGCGGAGACAUCAGUUCCAUCUUGCAGGAUCUGUUGAAAUGA
Messenger RNA from Dissoconium aciculare CBS 342.82, 2952 nucleotides. RefSeq lists its product as uncharacterized. The coding region runs from base 1 to 2952 and encodes 983 amino acids. The record is from RefSeq and is a predicted model, not a curated record. Lineage: Eukaryota; Fungi; Ascomycota; Dothideomycetes; Mycosphaerellales; Dissoconiaceae. The transcript has a single exon.